AUGUCGAUAGCGGUUGAUUUUGCAACUGUACAUAAACUUUUCUUGGCCAUUACAGGGGAUGAUGUUCUUUUGAAAUUUGAGAAAGCCAAAACAGCUCUCAUCGACAGUCUUAAACGCGUAGAAGACAUUGUUCCUAGCUCAAUUGGAUCACAGAUUGUGGAGGUUGUUGGUGAGCUAGAUAACACUAGGUUCUUGCUUGAUCCAUCAGAGAAAGAAGUCGGCAACCAGAUCAUUGCACUGCUUCAACAAGGGAAGAAAUUCCACAGCUACAACGACAACACCGAGCUCAAAACAUUCCACCGCGCAGCUACAAGACUCAGCAUCUCUUCCUCUAGAGUAGCUCUAGCGGAACAAAGAGCGCUAAAGAAACUCAUCGACAGAGCACGAGCAGAGGAAGACAAGGGUAAAUAA
Microthlaspi erraticum is the source of this 411-nucleotide messenger RNA. NCBI's taxonomy places the organism in Eukaryota, Viridiplantae, Streptophyta, Magnoliopsida, Brassicales, Brassicaceae. The record is from the annotation of a GenBank genome assembly.